CCUCCUCCCCGACAGUCCGUCGGUCGAGUGCCUCUUCCUGGAAAGUUGCGCUCCACUUUCAAAACGAGGACGUUUUCGCGUCGCGGCCGCACACACGACGCCAGCGUAGCCGCUCGGAGCUUCGGCGCGGCGUCAUUUUGUCGUCGGAGCUCCACUGCAGCCAAAUCCCGACUUGUGUUGGCGCUUUCACGCCUGUGGAAUGGUGUGGCCGCCAUGGCAGCCGCUUGGAUGUCGGUACUUGUCGUGAUGGCGGUUGUCAACGCGGCGGAAGGCGGGGAUGACCGGCGACCGUGCGCCAGUGUCCACGCAUCCAGUUCGGUGGUGACCGUGGGCUCGCCCGUCACGGUCACCUGCGUCGUCGACGACGACUGCCCCGCGCUGGCCGGACACCAAGUCCAAUUGCGACUGGGCGACCGGGUUCUACCCGGCGUGAUUCCCGUGGCCAAUGGGAGCGCCAGAGCCUACCGGCUGCUGAUCCCCGCUUUCAACCACAGUCGGGCCACCCUCACCUGCUGCCUCCGGGACGCGCCGAGUCACAUCAUCGCCGGCCUGGAAAUACAAGCUGGAUAUCCACCUCCGGCGCUCCGGAACCUGAGCUGUCAGGCCAACCUGUCCGCCCACGAGAGCCUGACAUGUAAGUGGGAAGCAAGCCUGCCGGACUCGCACCUGCCCACAAAGUAUACCCUCCACACGCACAUCGGGGAUUUAAAGUGGAGCCACGCCUACGAGCUUCCGCCGGGGGUCCGCAGCUACACCAUCCCUCGCGCCGGCUUCGUCUUCUUCUCGGAAAUGGAAAUAUACGUGAAGGGCGUGAAUGCGCUCGGAGAGACGAGCUCGGCGCGCUUGGCUUUGGAACCCGUCAGCUCAGCUAAGUUUGACCCGCCAAAGAUUGUGAAGCUGCAAGCGUGGCGUCCCGGCUGCCUGCGGCUAAAAUGGGAAUUUUCCCAGUUCCAGGACUGGAUGAGGGACUUUGUCAGUCUUGAAGUCCGACUCAAGACGGAGUCGAGCGGCUCGUGGACCGAGCGACCAAUCCUGGACCGGGCGAUGCCCCAGAGGUACGUGUACCAGUGCGGUCUGCUGCACGGGACGCGGUACGUCGCCCAGAUCAGAGUCCGAUACCAGCAAAGCCCCUGGAGCGAGUGGAGCGGCGGCCGGCCUGCGUUCACCCUGGAGACCGCUCCCACCGGAGCCCUCCACACGUGGAUGAGGGUUACCGGCCAUCUCUUGCACAACCAACUCCAAAUGCUCUUGUUUUGGAAGCCGUCGGCACGAUUCCGAGCCAACGGCCGCAACCUGUCUUACGUGGUUUCGGCACUGAGGACCUUAAAUAAGAGGGGGAAACUGUGCGCCACGGCCGGGAGCCACUGCACCUUCCAUGUUCCCAGGAAAGCCAGGAAAGUGUACCUCGUGGCGCUGAACGCAGCCGGAAGGUCCAGCCCGACGUCGGUCCCAAUCUACCGCCCCAUAGCUGGUGAGACGAUACCCGAAGUUCGCGCCGCCGCCGCCGGCAACGGGUCCGUGCUGGUCCGAUGGGAAGACGUGCCGUCGCCCGCUCUUAUCGAUUACAUCGUGGAAUGGAGACCCCUGUUAAACAACGACCUGUCCCUUGUUCGCUUUGAGACUGCAAGACGGAAUCUCUCAACUCUUAUCGUGACAGGCCCCUUGGAGCCGUACAAGCCCUACGGGAUCUCCGUGUACCCCAGAUUUAAGGAGGGCAUCGGCCCGCCGCGGACCGUUCAUGCCUACUCGCUGCAAAAGGCUCCAUCUGAGGUCCCAAAGAUAAGAAUUAAGAAGAACUGGCAGUACCAUGUGGAACUCUCCUGGGAUGAAAUACCCUUGGACCGGCGCAACGGGAUCAUUCAAAGCUACAAAUUGUUUUACUGGGACGAGACCAGAAGGGUGCACGUGGCCACGGGAGACCCGCAAGAGCGCAAAGUGGUCCUGACGGGCCUCAACUCCUGGUCUGUUUACGAUGCCGUGUUGAUGGUCAGCACGUAUGGCGGAAGCCGGAACGGGUCCAUGGUUCACUUUGACAUCAAAGAAAUGGAUCCCGUCUCUUCUGUGAUCAUCGUGUUGGCCACGUGUGCUUUUUUGUGUCUGCUGAUCAUUUUUCUGGUCAAGACUUGUUCCUCCGAACAUAAUCGGCUGAAGGUGCGUUUUUGGCCCGACGUUCCAGAUCCAGCAAACAGCAGCAUCAAAAGUUGGACCUCGGAAUCCACGCAGGACAUCCGAUCUUCGUGGGACUUUGAGGAGCCGAAUCCAAUUUAUCUCUCCCACCUGAGCUUCCUGGAGCUACCCCGGAAGCCCGGUAAGGAAGAAGACGUCACCGCUUGGUUGAACAACGCGGAGGACACCAGCGACCUGGGAGAGUCCAUCUGCGGCUCGCCUUUCCUCCCCGGUUUGGCCUCUUCCAACGGCGACUCGGUGCCCUACGCCACCGUCAUCUUCCCCGCCCCGCACCCUCACGAGUACCUGCGCUCCGAGUCCACGCAGCCUCUCUUGGGGUCGGAAGAGAGUCCCAAGUGUUACCAGAACGUCGACGCGUCCGAAGGCUCGCAGUGCUUCUUUGGACCGUGCAGGCCCGAAGAAGAGGACAACGCCGCCGCCGCCAUCCAGUGGGAGGACUUUCCUUUUCUUCGAGCGUUAGCCAUGAAUGACACUCAGUGAUGUCUCAUGUUUCAUUUGACUUGUGCGGUCAUGUGAAGUACAGCUGUGCCUUGACUUGCGGAUAUAAGUCUGUUUCUCAAAUCAUCUCUCCCAUAUCGACAUGAAGUGAAAAUGCCAUUAAUCCGUUCCACUACCAAAACCAGAAUGAAUUUCCGGGACCUGUUUUGGAAAUAAAGCUCAACCUAACCGCGAUCACUCAACACCACAAGUCACGGACACGCACCCUGGUAUGGAAUUGUAGAAAACUUGCAUCAAUAAGAGAAUUAAUAUAAUGUAAAAAAAAAAUUACACGGGGGGGGGGGCGGCGCGGUGGUCGACUGGUUUGUGCAUGAUGAUUUCAUGCUGCCGUGUUGCUCCUCGAGGCGCCGUGCCACCAGGGGGCAAUAUAAUGCAGAAAGAUUUAGCGGGUUCACGGAAGUAGAUCUUCGCAUGUCGUUUUUUUUAUUUUUUAUUUUUUUGCAGGGGAUAAAAUGAAUAAAUGCCCGCGAGUGUUGUAUGCUCUAUCUGACUUGUGUUUCUACUGGUUGCGUUAUUCAUAUCAGUUGGUUCAAGGUAAAACAAUGAUACGAGUUUUAAAAUCCUCUG
This is a messenger RNA of Hippocampus comes (tiger tail seahorse), 3252 nucleotides long. RefSeq names its product colony stimulating factor 3 receptor (gene csf3r). Lineage: Eukaryota; Metazoa; Chordata; Actinopteri; Syngnathiformes; Syngnathidae. Gene Ontology annotation, cellular component: membrane. Gene Ontology annotation, molecular function: cytokine receptor activity; protein binding. The transcript has 17 exons. Bases 214 to 2667 code for a protein of 817 amino acids. The record is from RefSeq and is a predicted model, not a curated record.